AUGGCGAAGCUUGCCGCGCAGCUCAAGAACAAGUUCUUUGGCCUCGUCGGCCGCAUCACCAGCUGCGGCCGCGCUGGUGGCGCCGCCCACAAGGAUGCCGCUGGUGUGACAGAGGCCAAGUCAGUGACAUCUCAGCCUGUUGAGAUCAGGUCAAGGGGAGGUGCUCCGCCCGUGGAUGGAGGGGCCACUGGUCACAUCCACAGCGAUCCCAUCUAG
Miscanthus lutarioriparius is the source of this 216-nucleotide messenger RNA. The record is from the annotation of a GenBank genome assembly. NCBI's taxonomy places the organism in Eukaryota, Viridiplantae, Streptophyta, Magnoliopsida, Poales, Poaceae.